This is a messenger RNA of Carya illinoinensis, 1439 nucleotides long. RefSeq names its product phosphatidylinositol/phosphatidylcholine transfer protein SFH11-like. The transcript is spliced from 12 exons. NCBI's taxonomy places the organism in Eukaryota, Viridiplantae, Streptophyta, Magnoliopsida, Fagales, Juglandaceae. The record is from RefSeq and is a predicted model, not a curated record. Bases 18 to 1160 code for a protein of 380 amino acids.
GACGAGGUGGAUAUACAAUGAAAUAUACACAAUACAAUACAAAAUUUCUGGGCAUCCCCCUCAACUUCAGAGCUCUUAAAGACGGAGAGCGGGAGACAGAGACUGAGGAUCGGAAAACUCUAACCCAAGAAAGAAAAAAGCAGGAAAUGGACGUUGCUAAUGAGGAAGCGAUCAAGCAGUUCCAGUCAUUAAUGGAAGAGGUAGAUGAGCAACUGAAGGACACAUUCAAGAAUAUGCACCAGGGUUAUCCAAUCGAGACAUUGGUACGGUUUCUUAAAGCCAGAGACUGGAAUGUUGCCAAAGCACAUAAAAUGUUGGUUGAUUGCUUAAAGUGGAGAAUACAAAAUGAGAUUGACCUUAUACUAGCGAAACCUAUCAGCCCCAUUGAUUUGUACAGAGCAGUGAGAGAUUCUCAGCUUGUAGGAUUGUCUGGUUAUUCGAAGGAGGGACUUCCUGUCAUUGCUGUUGGGGUUGGGCUCAGCACAUUUGACAAAGCAUCUGUACAUUACUAUGUGCAGUCCCACAUACAGAUGAAUGAGUACAGAGAUCGCGUAAUACUGCCUUCUGCAACAAAGAAGCAUGGACGGCAUAUUGGUACCUGUCUGAAAGUUUUAGACAUGACUGGUUUAAAGCUUUCAGCUCUGAGCCAAAUUAAGCUUUUGUCUGCUAUAUCUACAAUUGAUGACUUGAAUUAUCCAGAAAAGACACAAACAUACUACAUUGUAAAUGUCCCCUAUGUAUUUUCCGCAUGUUGGAAGGUUGUGAAGCCUCUUUUGCAGGAAAGGACAAGGAGGAAAGUCCAGGUUCUGCAAGGUUGUGGGAGGGAUGAGUUACUGAAUAUAAUGGAUUAUGGAUCCCUCCCACAUUUUUGUAGAAGAGGGGGCUCUGGAUCGUCCAGGCAUCAUGGAAAUGGGAGUGCUGACGAUUGUUUCUCCUUGGACCAUGCAUUCCAUCAAGAGCUCUACGAAUAUAUCAAGCAAGCAGCUUUGCGUAUGGAGCCUGUUUCACUUACCAAGCAGGGUUCAGUUCAUGUAGAUGUUCCAGAGCCAAGCCUAGAAGAUGCCAAGAUUGCCAAGACCAUAGAAACUGAGUUCCACAAGUUGGAAAAUCGGAAUAGUCUUGCCAACUCAUCGAAUGGCUUUAAAUUUACAAGUGAUUGAAACUUUAGGAAUAAAGCCCACUUGCUAGCCCACAUUACUACACUUUAACCUGAUACUCAAACGGCCAGACACGCUCGUCAGUGACUACAGUGAGAGAGGUCGUACUCCAAUUAUCAGACUUGAAAAUGUUUACUUGCAUCAGCUCGAUGCAGGUUUUUUUAUGUUUUUUUAUUUUAAGGGACAGACUACAGAGCCUAACCUGGUGUAGUUUGACAUUACCACCUUAGGGUGGAUGAUCAAAAUUAGUUCGAUUAAUGCAUGCAUGCAGCGUGCGAACAA